This is a messenger RNA of Lodderomyces margitis, 1215 nucleotides long. Its product is annotated as cystathionine beta-lyase. Gene Ontology annotation, molecular function: pyridoxal phosphate binding. Gene Ontology annotation, biological process: transsulfuration; 'de novo' L-methionine biosynthetic process. Lineage: Eukaryota; Fungi; Ascomycota; Pichiomycetes; Serinales; Debaryomycetaceae. The record is from RefSeq and is a predicted model, not a curated record. The transcript has a single exon. The coding region runs from base 1 to 1215 and encodes 404 amino acids. Gene Ontology annotation, cellular component: cytoplasm.
AUGGCACCAAAAAAGAGUUAUAGUCUUGAGACUGAGUUGGUCCUUGCCAAAUCUAAUGAUCAGCAUAAUGCAUCGGUACCACCAUUGUACCAAUCAGCUACUUUUAAACAACCUUCACUUUCCAAUAUGGGUGAAUAUGACUACACUAGAUCGGGAAACCCCACAAGAACCCACUUACAGAAUCACAUUGCUAAAAUCAUGAAGGCUAAACAAGCAUUUGCCGUCUCAUCAGGUAUGGGAUGUCUUGAUGUGAUUACAAGACUUUUGAAUCCUGGUGAUGAAGUUAUAGCUGGAGAUGAUUUGUAUGGAGGCACACAAAGAUUAUUGACUUAUUUGAAUAAAAAGGGGGACUUAAUUGUCCAUCAUUAUGAUACAACUAAUACAGAAUUGAUAAAGUCAAAGAUAAGUAAAAGCACCAAGAUGAUAUUUUUGGAAUCACCAACGAAUCCUUUGAUCAAAGUGGUGGAUGUGAAGUCCAUUGCCGAAUAUGCACACCAAGUGAAUCCCGAUGUGAUUGUUGUGUUCGACAACACUAUGAUGUCGCCAGUAUUGAUGACUCCAUUGGAUCUAGGUGUAGACAUACACUACGAAUCAGCUACAAAGUAUCUCAAUGGACACCAUGACAUCAUGGCGGGUGUUUUAGCCACAAGAUCUACAGAAUUAGCCGAGAGAUUAUACUAUGUUAUAAACUCAACUGGAUGUGGAUUGUCUCCAUUUGACUGUUGGCUUUUGAGUCGAGGAUUAAAGACAUUAGCAGUCAGAGUUGAAAGACAGCAGGACAACUGUAUUAAAGUUGCCAAGUUUUUGGAAAAUGUUGGUUUCAAAGUCAGGUAUCCUGGGUUGAAAUCGCACCCUCAAUAUGAAUUGCACAAUUCCAUGUGUUCUGGGUACGGUGCUGUAUUGUCUUUUGAGACUGGGUCCAUCAAACUCAGUGAGAAAAUUGUCGAAAGCACUGACAUUUUUGGAAUUGCUGUAUCGUUUGGAUGUGUUAAUUCAUUAAUAUCUAUGCCAUGUAAGAUGUCACAUGCUUCGAUAGACGCUAAAACUAGAGAAGAGAGAGAAUUCCCUGAAGAUUUAAUCAGGUUGUGCAUUGGAAUUGAAAACGUUGAUGAUUUGAUUGACGACUUGACCAAGGCCUUAUUAAAGAGUGGUGCCGUCAGAGUUAACGAUAAGGAUGAGUUAUUUAAUGCUGUUCCUAUACAACCAAAGUUAUAG